Halichondria panicea is the source of this 1291-nucleotide messenger RNA. RefSeq lists its product as uncharacterized. Gene Ontology annotation, biological process: protein ubiquitination; modification-dependent protein catabolic process. Gene Ontology annotation, cellular component: nucleus; cytoplasm. Bases 72 to 1142 code for a protein of 356 amino acids. Gene Ontology annotation, molecular function: ubiquitin protein ligase binding; protein tag activity. The transcript has 3 exons. The record is from RefSeq and is a predicted model, not a curated record. Lineage: Eukaryota; Metazoa; Porifera; Demospongiae; Suberitida; Halichondriidae.
CCUGGCAAGUUGCAAGUCUUAAUUUAGCGGUGUUUGGUUAGUUUUUCUGGAGCUACUACUGACUGGACAGGAUGAGUAGUUGGACGUUGCAUAUCAAGGAGUUGCAAGGAUCCACAGUGGACAUUUGUCUACCCAACCCCAGCACUGCUUCAGUGUUGGAUGUUAAGACAGCCUACCAUCGCUGUGAGCACACGGUGCCCCCGUAUCAACAGAGACUGGUGUUUGAGAGAACUGAACUGGACGAUGACAAAAUGCUCUCUAGCUAUCCUCAGAUUGAGAAUGGAGCCUCCAUUUUCCUCAUUAGAUUGAUUCCAUUCCAACUGUUUGUGAAGGGAAUGGAUGGCUCCAGCCACACCAUCUCCAUUCCAACAAAGACCCCCGAGCGGUAUCUGGUCUCCCGUCUCAAGAAGCUGAUUGAAGAGAGGACCGGGGUCAGGCCCGAGGAACAGCGACUGCAGUACGGGGGGAAACAGCUGGUCGAUAGUAACACACUCGGAGAUUACAAUCUCACUAGUAAUGCCACCCUUCAUCUCGUAGCUCGUCUUCGUGGGGGGUCUGGAUUCUACGAUAGUGCCGUUAUAAUGGGGUGUGGUCAUUCUAUGCGAAAAUCAGCACUCUACAGCCACUGCAUGAGUGCAGUCAGGAACAAGAAGAGUCUCGUAUCUUGUCCAUUUUGUUACUCUGAGUGGAGUAUGCAAUCGUUGAAAUCCAAGAAUCUCAGUACAGCUCAACUGAACGAGAUAGAGGAGGGGCUAACGAAGAAUUUCUGUCUGAGCAUGCCCGGUGUCAAGUCAUGUGAUCUGUGUGGAAGUGUGUGGAGUGACGGUGUAGUGAGUGGGCGUGUGUGCCCCUCGUGUGUGAGCAAGACGCGUGAUGAUACACAAGCCACUCUCAAAGUUCUAGCAGAAUGUGAGACUAAAACAAUUGGUGAAGCUAUAGCUUGUCCGGCCAUUCGAGGAUGCCCUAACUGUGGCAAGCUGAUUCAUCACACUCAGGAUUGCAGGCGUGUGGAUUGCAAUAGUUGUAGGACAACCUUCUGCUUCAAUUGUCUUAUUAUUCGACCCCCUAACUACGGAGACUAUUACAACUGCCGUACCAACUGCUCGACUGCUCGACGACAGACUGUACUGCCAAGAAAAUAACUUUGGAAACUUUUAAAAUUCUCUAGACGAAUGAAUUGUAGCUAUUGUAUAUAGUGUAAACAUUUUGUGUUAUUGUCCUCAAUUCCAUACGUUUACUACAUUAUCGACCUGUAUUAUUAUUAUUAUUAUUGAGAAUUGUUAAUGCCGUA